UUCUCAUGUACAAACUUUGCAAGCUGGCCGACAUUUUCAUUCCAGACGGCAAAUGGUGUAGACAUGCAUUUUAUCAGAUUUCUUUCGAUGUUAAGUUGUUUCGUUUACCAUACGGUUGAGUGCGCGUUCUGCGAACAACCCUUCACAGUAACAAAAGGUUGUACAGAAAAAAACUACUGCGACUCUGGGUACAAAUUUCUUGUUCGGUCUGAAGAUGUGGCGGCAGCAAUGAAGGAAGUGACGUCAUCCUUAAACUCGGAGUAUCAACGCCGCUGUUGGGCAUGCGCAAAUCACCAGAACCUUUCUGCUACACCCCGUGACUGCCAGGACUGGUAUGCUUCGGGAUUUCAUGAUAGCGGUGAUUACACCAUCUAUCCGACCCCGGGAAUUACUUUUCAGGUCCGUUGUGACAUGACGACGGAUGGAGGAGGAUGGACGGUAAUACAAAGACGGGCCUCCGCCAGCGACUUCUACAAAUCUUGGGCCGAAUACACGGCCGGGUUUGGUGAUGAACAUAACUUCUGGCUCGGCAAUGAGAAAGUCUUUGCACUGACAGGCUCAGGGGGCUACAAACUACGAGUUGAUUUGACAGCAAUCGGAGGUGCAACCGCAUACGCGUCAUAUCAACAGUUUGCAGUCGCAGGGGAGAAAGAUGUGUACAGAUUGUCGGUCUCAAAUUAUAUUGGAACUGCGGGCGAUAGUCUGUCGUAUUCGAACAAUAUGGCGUUUAGCGCUAAAGAUCGUGAUAAUGAUUUGGAUGUUGGGAGCUGUGCUUUAUAUUUGCAAAGCGCCUGGUGGUACAACGCAUGCCGCCAUGCAGAUUUAAAUGGGCCUUAUGGUGGAGACAGAUAUAUAAGAGGACUUAUUUGGUAUCAUUGGCAUGGCAAUUCGGAGUCGUUAGCAAGUUCAGAAAUGAAAAUACGGAGAAAAUAAAUAAUUGCUAAGGAUUGCUAUUGACAUCAAAUAUGUAAUGCAUUAGCCAUCAAUUUAUUUGUUUUUGUCUACAGAAGGUUUUUGACUCUAUUGACUCAUUAACUGUAUUGUAGGGUUAUGUUCUCCAAGGAAUACUACUAUAAAAUACCAUAUGUCUUCUAAUAUGCAUUAAGUAUUUUCCUUGCAAUGUUAUUUCUACAUAUGCUAUACAAAUUGCUUUUGUUAACAGAAGGUGUUUAAUUCUUUUUGUUUUACGGGCUCCAUAUAAGGUAACAUAUGCGGUCGUACAAUCAAAGUAUAAGUGCCUUUGUAUAUCUACAUAUUUCAUAUGUUAAAGUCGUUCAACUUAAACCAUUCAGUAACAAAAUCGUAUUGAUCGCUUGUGUAUAUUUGACACUUAGCUCAUUGAGUUUAUGGUAGGGUUAUGUUUGCUAAGGAAUGUUACUAUAAAAUGCCAUAUGUCGUCUAAUUUAUUUAGCCUUUUCCUUGCAAUUUUAUUUGCUACAUAUGCUAUACACAUACAAUAUGUGCGACAAUAUAAGAAAUCAACUGAUAUUAAACUCAUAUCAGCUUUAACAUGCAGCAAACUGGAUCAGUUUUUAAAAUAAAGUAUAUGAAUGUUUGAA
Molecule: messenger RNA, 1559 nt
Organism: Dreissena polymorpha
Lineage: Eukaryota; Metazoa; Mollusca; Bivalvia; Myida; Dreissenidae
Product: ficolin-2-like
Exons: 2
Coding region: 64-933 (289 amino acids)
Source: RefSeq, a predicted model, not a curated record